UGAUCUGUUUUCUUUCCACCGGCCCAGGUGAUUCCCGCAAAGUAAACAUCUUCCACAAAUCACAUCAUUUCCUCAACAACUCCCAGUGAAAUAUUUCAACCAAACCGUUGCCAAGACAUGCCAGGCUCCUUUGGUCGAUGAAAAUAUAGAUAUUGCCAGAGGGGUGCAAAUGUGUAGCUGUAGGAUUGGCUAACUCCACCCCGGCCUAUUGCUUUUCCAGCGGCAAAGCCGUCUGGUCGGGACUACCCCAGAGAAACCAGGCGCGGAAGUUUUGCCAGUGAUCCUGAUUGCGCUGUUGAUAUAAACAAAGUCAAACUUUGGUCUGGCCCGCAGGCCUGUGUCUGACGGGGAAGCGGUCGGACAACUCUGCCGGUUCACACACAGAUCAACACCGAGGGGGGCACGCCACUCAUUUGUCGUGGGAAACACGUCAUCGUUGGACGACAAUAGUACAUCAAACUGGGAGGGGAACUACGUCACAGAGAGGGAGCGCGGCGCAUCCUGUACAGCGUGAAUGUCAGGUAUUUGUGAUCAUUUGUCGGACUGGGUGACCCGACCACCCCACCCACAGCGGGAUUCGCGUGGUUUCGUAACACAGCACAGCAUACCGGGACAGGUCGCCGUGUGAAGACGUGAGGGGAUCUGUGAUUCGUCCUCUCGGGGUUGUACUUUGAACUGUGGCGCAGGAUUUCUAAACCCGACCCGUGUCAAGAGGUAAACACAACCGCGGAGAAGCUAUUCACCAUUUACAGGAUCACCUGCGUGCUGCAGAUUCGUCACUUCCGGCAGACUGCGUUCCGUGCCAUACGGAUUUUAGAGGCCUGGAGUGCGGACUGUAUCGUCCUCUGUGUACAUUGUUAUUGAUUGUUAGCGGCAUAAUUGGUUUAAUUGUACGGCAGGAAGAUCGAGAGGCGGCCAAUAAUACGGAGUAAACCUCCUGGGAAUUCACAGAUUGAGCCGCAGUUACGCCGUGUGACCGGGUUUGCCCUCUAACCUGUUGUUCCGCCUAGCUUGUUUUGGGUCUCGUUUGAGGAAGGAGGUGGUCGUCAAAUAAAGGCCGUAAUAUUAGUCUCCGCGGGGCGGCUGGCCGGGCCAGGCUGGGACGGAGAAAAACAGACGCCUCGCCAUGUCUAUUAUCGGGGAUCUGGCCUUGAGCCGUGUGGUGUUGGAGUCCGAGGGACGGCGGUCGCGACGCGAGACGUCCGGAUUCUCCACCAUGCGUCGUUCCCGCGCGUCCAGGGAGAUCAUCAAGGUGGACGUGGAGGACACGUCUCACGUGCCGUUUGGCACCAAGCACAAGGACGUGGUGAAAGUAGCGGUGGAGAUGCAGGGACAGACGACUCAGCUCGUGGACCUGGACCAGAAGGAGUCUCUGGAGGUGAUCGUGGAGAAGCUGUGUGAGGGGUGGGGCGUGGAGAACCCACACUACUACUCCCUGUCGCUGAUUUCGCACGAAGGAGCCCGAGGGGUCUACAUUACAGAAAAGAAUCGCCACCAGAUAAAAAAUGGCAGCUACCUGAGAGUCAGCACGGCGCCGUCUAAAGCGGCCAGGGACAUUAUAACCAAGAUCAAGAACAGGAACAGACCCAUGGCGGAGAAGAAGCCGGUUAUGCAGAGACUAGCCCAGAUGUCGUCGGACGAGACCUUCGCUGUCGAGUUCAUUACCUCAGACGGAGUCACACUGUUGAUGGAUUUGGUGGUGUCUGGUGUGACGACAGGGGAGAACUUGGGGCUUGUCUUGGCAGCUUUCCUAGCCCUGAUGGACCACGGCAUCGUCUCCUGGAACUCUCUCAACCCCAGAUUUGUACAGAGGGUCGCCAGCUUCGUCAACAAGAGCACGGUGGCGGAGGCCAUCAUUGUCCAGCGGGCCCUCGCGAUCCUGGAGAGCAUCGUGUUGCUAAGCGACGCGUUCGGCCAGGUGGUGUCCGGCCAGGUCAGCCUUCAAGUGUUGACGGAACAUUUCAAGAGCCCGGCGGCGGAGAUCCAGCUUAACUCUGUUACACUAAUCAACGCGCUGCUGAUCAAGGCCACCCCGGCCAAGGCCAAGGAGAUUCUAGACAUCAUCAACUCCCGUCACGUGCAGGGGCUGAUCCUACAGGGCAUCAUAGACGGGCGCAGAACGGUGGGGGCGGAGAUGGCACACCAGCUGCACGUAUUACAGGUGUUGCUGUUCUGUUGCCUUGACGACCGAAUCCAGACCGAACUUGACCCCGGUGACCCAGAGCAACUGAACAAGGUUCGCAAGCUGUACGCCCUCGCCUUUGACCGUGACCUCAGUGCGCAAGGCAGCGCUUUAUUCGCCGAGAACAAGGGAGCCAUCCGCAGGUCAAAAGUCGAGUAUAUGGAAAACUACAAGAAGCUGGGUUUCACCAACUACACAAGCCCCAUCCUGGACUUUGAAGAAACGCCCCCUGGCCUGCUCGCCCUGGAUUGCAUGUUGUUCUUCGCGGAGAAUCACACAGAAAGUUACAACAAGCUAGUGUUUGAGAACUCCUGCAGGGAUGACCAAUAUGUCUGUCCAUUCGCAAGGUGUGCCAUUGCCCUCACCCUUUUGCUCUGCAAAAUACUCCAGGUAGGAGAGCCCCCUUCUGAGACGGGGCAGGACUACCAUCCCAUGUUCUUCGCCACCCCAAAUGCAUUCGAGGAGGUCUUCUGUGUCUGUAUACAGUCACUCAACAAGACUUGGCGGGAAAUGCGCGCCAUUCACGAGGAUUUUGACAAGGUGAUGGACGUGUGCCGGGAGCAGAUCGGCAUGGCCCUGUCCCACCGCCCGCGCAGCCCAGCCAUCUUCGGCACCAAGCUGCAGGACUACAGCUACCACGAGAUCAUCCGACAGAUCCAGGACAGCCGCGUGUCCAAGCUGCCUCUGGACGGGGACGUGGAACCGUUCUGCGGCCUGAGGAACACCAUCACCCCCGGAGUCGUCCAACUCAUCAAGGCACACCGCCUCUCGCACCUCGUCAAGGGCGGGCUGUUCCAGAAGUUCAACAAGAGGAGAGUCAAGGACAAGUUCUGGUUCUGUCGCCUCGCGCCGAACUUCAAGGCGUUCCACUACGGAGACGCAGGGGAGGGGACAACUCCCGACAUCGACCAACUGAGCGGGAAGCUAGACCUCGCCGACAUCAAGCAGCUGGUGACAGGAAAGCAGUGCCCCCACAUGAAGGAGUCCCGGAGUCAGAAGGACAGCGUCACACCAUACGCGUUCUCAAUCCUGUACUACCCCGACAAUUCGCUAGACUUCGUGGCGCCUACCAAGGAGAUGUACGACCUGUGGACGGACGGUAUCAGCGCACUGCUGGACCAGGAGAUGACGAGUAAAACCACCAAGAAAGAGAUGGAGAUGUUGUUGUCCAUGGAGAUGAGACUAGCUCUGUUAGACACGGAGGGACUGCAGCUUCCGUCAGAACCACCUCCACUGCCGCCAGAACCCGACAACUACGACUUCGCUGUGAAGCUGUAGAUCACAAACUCAGACCAAUGCGAAUCUUCAAGGGUUUUUUAAAGUUCUGUUUUGAAAGGAUUGUACAUGUGUGCUGAUUAAGGUUGUUGUUCCUGGUGAUUUGUUGCAGUAUUAUACUAUCGGUGUAUAUGUUUGAUGGACAUUAAGACGAUGUUUGGUUACUCAAUAAAGAAAGAAAGUUUUGGCUCUGC
Branchiostoma floridae (Florida lancelet) is the source of this 3651-nucleotide messenger RNA. Its product is annotated as engulfment and cell motility protein 1-like. Lineage: Eukaryota; Metazoa; Chordata; Leptocardii; Amphioxiformes; Branchiostomatidae. Gene Ontology annotation, biological process: cell motility; actin filament organization. The coding region runs from base 1127 to 3460 and encodes 777 amino acids. The transcript is spliced from 4 exons. The record is from RefSeq and is a predicted model, not a curated record. Gene Ontology annotation, cellular component: plasma membrane.